This is a messenger RNA of Seminavis robusta, 324 nucleotides long. NCBI's taxonomy places the organism in Eukaryota, Bacillariophyta, Bacillariophyceae, Naviculales, Naviculaceae. The record is from the annotation of a GenBank genome assembly.
AUGGAGAAAACAUUGACGGACUUCUUUUCUGCUGUGAACCGCAACGACGUAGACGGUGCCCUCUCCCAUUGUGCUGAUGAUGUGCAAUGUAUCUAUCCCGAUCCUGGGCGCAACUGGCAAGGCAAGGAGCGAGGGAGAGUCGUGAUGAUGGCCAUCUUUGGGCAACUAGCCGGAAUCCAAAAGACAGCGACAUUUGAAGUGGUCAGCGUUGAUGAAGAUCAGCGCCAGAUAAAGACACGAGAGAAGUGGGGGCAUCCUCAUAUCACGAGUAAAACAACCUACACAUUUACACAAGACGACAAGAUAUUGAAAAUGGAAUCUUAG